This is a messenger RNA of Cebus imitator (Panamanian white-faced capuchin), 2739 nucleotides long. RefSeq names its product TUB like protein 3 (gene TULP3). Lineage: Eukaryota; Metazoa; Chordata; Mammalia; Primates; Cebidae. The coding region runs from base 91 to 1278 and encodes 395 amino acids. The transcript is spliced from 9 exons. Gene Ontology annotation, cellular component: cilium. The record is from RefSeq and is a predicted model, not a curated record. Gene Ontology annotation, biological process: protein localization to cilium.
UCAAAACUUUCCUGGCUGUCUGUUAUAUCACUUUUUUCCCAGAGGCUACUACUUGAGAAGAGGCAAAGGAAAAAGCGCCUUGAGCCGUUUAUGGUGCAACCCAAUCCGGAAGCCAGGCUACGUCGGGCAAAGCCAAGGGCCAAUGAGGAGCAGACUCCCUUGGUGAACUGUCGUGCUCCCCACAGCAAUGUCGUCUUACAUGGUAUUGAUGGUCCAGCUGCUGUCCUGAAACCAGAUGGAGUUCAUGCUCCGUUAGUAAGCUCCCCUGUUUUGGAAGAAGAUACUGAAAACACCGUGGCUAGUGCUUCCAAGCCAGGACUUAAGGAGACUCUCCAAAAGCAUGAGAUCUCUGAAAGUGUGAACUUCGAUGAUGAGACUGAUGGAAGAUCCCAGUCAGCAUGUUUAGAAAGACCCAGUUCUGCAUCCAGCCAGAAUUCAACCGAUACAGCCACUUCCGGUUCUGCGACUGCAGCCCAGCCAGCUGAUAACCUCCUGGGAGACAUAGAUGACCUCGAGGACUUUGUGUAUAGUCCUGCCCCUCAAGGUGUCACAGUAAGAUGUCGGAUAAUCCGGGAUAAAAAGGGAAUGGAUCGAGGCCUCUUCCCCACCUACUAUAUGUACUUGGAAAAAGAAGAAAAUCAGAAGAUGUUUCUUCUUGCAGCUAGAAAGCGGAAAAAGAGCAAAACAGCCAACUACCUUAUCUCCACUGAUCCAGUUGAUUUAUCUCGUGAAGGAGAAAGUUAUGUCGGCAAGCUUAGAUCCAACCUCAUGGGGACGAAGUUUACAGUUUAUGACCGUGGUAUCUGCCCCAUCAAGGGCCGGGGUCUGAUAGGAACGGCCCACACACGGCAGGAGCUGGCUGCCAUCUCCUAUGAAACGAACGUGCUUGGAUUUAAAGGUCCUAGGAAAAUGUCUGUGAUCAUUCCUGGAAUGACACUGAAUCAUAAGCAGAUUCCAUAUCAGCCACGAAAUAACCAUGACAGUUUGCUAUCAAGGUGGCAGAACAAAGCUAUGGAAAAUCUGAUUGAGCUGCACAACAAGGCCCCCGUCUGGAACAGUGACACUCAGUCCUAUGUCCUCAACUUUCGUGGCCGGGUCACUCAGGCAUCUGUGAAGAACUUCCAGAUAGUCCACAAAAAUGACCCUGACUAUAUAGUUAUGCAGUUCGGACGUGUGGCAGAUGAUGUAUUCACAUUGGACUACAACUACCCACUUUGCGCAGUACAGGCCUUUGCCAUUGGGCUUUCUAGCUUUGACAGUAAGCUGGCAUGUGAAUGAGAGAACAAUCAAGCUGGGAGCUGGGCUUUCUCCCCACAGGGCUUUCAGGAGCAGAAGUGGCCUCCCCUUCCCUUCCCUUCCCUUGCCCCAGGACAUGAAGAGCAAUAAUAGUUUGCCCCUUUUGGAAUGAUCCCUGAAUAUAUAAAACCCACACACGCUCUCUCACUCCUCUUCCAGGUUUCAUAGACUUGGUGAGGGAUCACAGCUUAGCAUGGGUGAGAGAUGAUUUAAAGCACAGGGAGGUUCUUGUCACAUUGGGGUCUCCUGAAGUGAGAGUGGGAUUUCCUGUGCUUGGAAACUCGCCGUAGAGUCAGGGACUGACAUCGCAGUUCCUCUCCUCUCUUCAUUCCCUCACAGCUGAUUGGCCGGCACCAAUCUUAGUCACAGUGGCUGUGAUCACAUUUUGAUCAAUUAUGUGAGAAUUUUAUAGAAGUCUUCAUUUCAUUUAAGGCUGAAAGCAUAAACUCUAGAGGUGACUUAGUCAAGACUGACAGUAAUUUCAUAAUUGCCUUCAUUUUCAACCCAGGAGUGCCUCCCGAAGCUGUAUCACUUCAGACCCAUUAGUGUGUAGGUACACACCCACCUGUAGACAUCCUGUGCAAACACUUUUUCAUUGUCAUUAUCAAGAGAGAUGGCAGUAUUGACCGUUUAAUUUAGUUUUUUUUAAAAAAAGGUGGCAGGAGAGGCUUUGGGGAGGCUCAGCCAGCAGACAUGAGCGUUGCUGGCCCACGUGGCGGAGCUUUGGACUUUCUCCUUGGCUCCCACAAGCCAGGCUCAUAGGCACAGAAGGUGUUUUGCUAAGUUUUUUGGAUUAUUAUACCCCUGCACGUAUUACGUGACUCUUAUACCAGUUCACCCUUCCCAGAAUGUAUCCGAAUCUUGAGAAUGCAGAAGCUCUCUGAGCUUCGCCAUCAGCACCAUUCAGCUGCAUCCCUUGUGCACAGAACUGUGUGCCAUGGUUGGGCAAGACACUCCUGGCAGCUGCUCCCUGAGACUUCCCUUCUGUGGACUGACCUCUCGCCCCUGCCUGUUGUUCCUGCACCACAUCAGAUAAGCGUGUGAAGGAGCCAACUGGGAGCUGCAAGACCCUUGGCUCGUCCCCGCCGACAAGUCCCACCUGCUGGAUGAGGAUGAGACUGUUUACAUCUCAGGCCUGUUUGCCACCAAGUGCCUCCCUCACAGCCGUGCCCAGUAGCCUCACCUCGUCACCACCACCACCCACUGCCCCAUCCUGAGGCACUGCCUGGCAGGCCACCCUGGUUCACCACAGAAGCUAUCCCUACACAACAGCAUCUGGGGAAGGACUUAGGGUGGGCCAGCUGGACCUCAUCCUGCUUCCUCCUCCCUCUGGUUUCAAGAGAUAUAUAAACUAACACAUAAUUUUUUGUGUGCAGGUGAUUGGUUUUACAUAAGUCCUAUUUAUACCUUUUAUAUGUUAUAGAAGUAAAAGUUAAUUUAUAU